Molecule: messenger RNA, 3021 nt
Organism: Fragaria vesca subsp. vesca
Lineage: Eukaryota; Viridiplantae; Streptophyta; Magnoliopsida; Rosales; Rosaceae
Product: putative disease resistance protein RGA4-like
Exons: 3
Coding region: 1-3021 (1006 amino acids)
Source: RefSeq, a predicted model, not a curated record
AUGUCUGAAGCACUUGUAUCCUUCCUUGUACAACAGUUGGGUUCUAUCCUUUUCCAACAAGUUGAACAAAACGUGAGACUUGUUGUGAAUGUCAAAAAAGAAGUAAUAAACCUCACCCUUAACCUUGAAACUAUUCAAGAUGUGCUUGCGGAUGCAGAGAGGAGGCAAGUGAAGGAGGCCAACGUGAGACGCUGGCUCAACAAUCUCAAAGAAGUGUCGUUUGAGAUAGACGAUGUGGUGGACGAGUGGAGGUAUGAAAUCCUGAAACAGCAAAUCGAGAAACAAGGUGAAAAUGCUAUUAUACCUAAGAAGAAGGUAUGUUUCUCUAUUCCCAUGCAUUGUCUUUGCAAUAGCCAAGUCAAUCAGAUAAUUUUUCGUCGUGACAUUGCUGUGAGGAUAAAAGAGCUGAAUGAGAAGUUAGCUUUGAUUCACGAACAACGGAAAUUUUAUAAUUUCCAUCGCAAUGAAACUGAAAUUGAGCAACCUGCUCGAUUGAAAAGUUUUUCUAUUGUCGAUAAAUCUGGGACAUUUGGUAGGGACUAUGAAAUGAAUAAACUAGUGAGCCAGUUAGUGAGUGAGAAUAGUGAAGAAAGGAAGAAGCCUCUUGUCAUAUCUAUUGUUGGUUUAGGGGGGAUAGGAAAAACAACUCUUGCCCAACUAGCCUAUAAUGAUGAUAUGGUAAAAGAUUGUUUUCAUACAAGAAUAUGGGUUUGUGUCUCAGAACCCUUUGUACAAAUUGCGGUUGCAAAAGCCAUCCUAGAGAGUCUUAAAGUAGUUGUCCCAAAUUCAGAUGAGUUAGAAACAUAUGUUCAACAUAUAUCUAACUCUAUUGAGGGCAGGAAGUUCCUUCUCGUCCUAGAUGAUGUUUGGGACUCAGAUCAUAGAAAGUGGGAGCCCUUCUUGACAACAUUACUCUGUGGUGCCUCAGGGAGUAGGAUUUUAGUUACAACGCGUAUAGCGCAAGUUGCUAGUGCAAUGGGAACGACUAGCGGUAACACUAUCCGUUUACAGGAGUUAAGUGAAGAAACUUGUCAGUCAUUGUUCUAUCAUAUUGCAUUUUUCGAUGGUGAAAGAAAAGAGUCUGAAAAGUUUAAAGAUAUUGGUAAUAAAAUUGUAAAAAGGUGCAAAGGCUUGCCUCUUGCUGCAAAGACUUUGGGUAGUCUAAUGCGGUAUAAGAAUACAAUAGAGCAAUGGGUAGAUGUUUUAAAUAGUAAGAUAUGGGAAAUACAAGAGGUUGAGCAGCAGGUUUUUCAACCUUUACUACUAAGUUACUAUGAUUUAGAACCACUGUCCAAACGUUGUCUCUUGUAUUGUGCCACGUUUCCUAAGGAUUAUGAAAUUUAUAAAGAUAAGUUGAUUGAGUUGUGGAUGUCACAAGAUUAUCUUGAAGUCAAAGAAGGAAACAAAGAGAGAAAAAUAGUCGGUCAAAGGUGUUUUGAAAACUUAGUAAUGCGGUCUUUCUUUCAAGAUUUCACGGAAGAUUGGAUGGGGAAUAUUUUUAGAUGUAAGAUGCACGAUAUUGUGCAUGACUUUGUGCAAUACUUGACCAAGGAUGAGUGCUUUAGUAUGGUGGUCAAGGGUGGUAACGAGAGAAUGGAGUUACCGGGUGAUGAGAUCCGUCAUUUGUCUUUGAUGUUUGCACCAGAGGGUCCUUUUCCGGUUUCUUUUCUCAACUGUAAGAGUCUUCGCACUCUCACAUGUUUUGAAUCGAAACUUGCAUGCAUCGGGGUAGAGUUGAUUUCGCAAUUAAAAAGCCUUAGGAGUUUGAAUUUGAGUAAGAAAUCGAUUAUAGAAGUUCCAAAGGAGAUUGGUGGAUUGAUUCAUCUGAGAUAUCUGGACUUGUCAGAUAACGAUAAACUGAAGGAAUUGCCUGACAGUUUAUGUGAUCUAUACAAUCUGCAAACCUUGCGACUUGUAGAGUGCAGUCAACUUGUCAAAUUACCAGAUGAAGAGGCGAUGAGGAAGCUGACCAAGCUAAAGCAUCUUUAUGUCUAUGGGUGCUUUCGUCUAAAAUUAAAAGGGAUAAGGGGGUUAACCGGUCUGCAGGAGCUGGAUGAGUUUCAUAUAAAUGGUUAUAAAGGUGCAGACAACGAAGGGACGUCGAAGUUGGAAGAUUUAAAAGACUUGCACCAACUUGAAGGGAGUCUCUCCAUUUCACACUUGGGGUCGGUGGAAGAUGCGAGCCAGGCUGUAGCGGCAUGUUUGGGUGAGAAACGUCUUUCUCGACUGGGACUAUAUUUCGCAUGUUCCGUGUGUGGUGGGUCAUACAGACAAGAAGGGAGGGGCCACAUAGAUAUGGAAGUACUGAACGGGUUGCAACCACAUAGAGAUUUGGAAUUGCUGGUGAUCCGGAACUGUGGGGCCAGCAUUCUCUUGCCUAAUUGGAUCUUGUCCUUACAUAAGUUGAAAAGGCUUGUUCUCGCUGAAUUCGGCAACUGUGAGCUGCUUUCGGGUCCAUUGGGCAAACUGCCGUCGCUUGAGUCUCUCGUAUUUUAUAGCAUGGACAAAGUGAAAAAGUUCGGAGUCGAGUUGUUGUUGGGAGUUGAUGAUGAUGGCUCCUCGUCUUUAUUCCCCAAAUUGAAAACCCUCAAGGUCGGUUAUAUGGAAGAGUGGGAAGAGUGGGAAGGGGAUUUUCAGAAUAAUAAUAUUAUAAUAAUGCCCUGCCUGUCUUCGUUAGAAAUUCUUUAUUGCCCGAAACUUGGUACGCUGCCCGACUUCCUGCGCAACACACCACUACAGACUGUGGACAUCUCCUCUUCACCGAUUCUCACAGAUAUUGUCCGGGACAAAACAAGCAUAAGUAAUUUCCGUUUCAAGCACCAAGAGUAUUCGAACUCUUCAUGGCUUUCAUCAUCUACGAACAACACCUCUCAAUCUUAUUCUUAUUCACUUCUUCAGGAUGUAAAUCUGAUACUAGAAGAAUGUGAGUCUCUCUUUCUCAGUGAUGAAAGACUGUCCCCCAUUAAUGACAGCAAACGAAGGGAUGUGAUCAUCAGGAGGAGUGAAGAUCGUAUGCAAUAG